Messenger RNA from Mycena citricolor, 660 nucleotides. NCBI's taxonomy places the organism in Eukaryota, Fungi, Basidiomycota, Agaricomycetes, Agaricales, Mycenaceae. The record is from the annotation of a GenBank genome assembly.
CCCUUCUUUUCCUCGCACCACCACAGUAGCCCCCCAUCCCAAUGGCAAAGACUGAGACUGAGACCAAGACCAAAACCGCGACGAGAUCGGCAAAUGCGAGGACGAAAAAGGCCCCCGCUGACGGUGUCGAGAAGAAGAAACGCGAGCCUUCUGCGUACAACCUGUUCGUUAGCGCGAACAUGAAACAGUGGAUCAACGACAACCCAGGGAGGCCGCGCCCUGAGGCCAUGAAGGCUGUUGCCGCGAUGUGGGCUGACGCCCCGGAAAACCCGAAACGCGGACAGCCGGUGGUCAAGCGUGCGCCGAAGGAAAAGGCACCGAAGAAAGCGAAGGAGACAAAGGCGAAGCCCAAGCCCAAGAAGAAGAAGGCCGAUUCUGAAGAGGAAGAGGACGUCGAGGAGGAUGAGGAUGAGGAGGAUGCCAAAGAAGAAGACGAUGAAGAGUGAAAAGCCUCUGUCUACCAUCGCGCGCAGAUGCGUGUAUGCUCGAUGUACCCCAGUUGCCAUGACCGCCUAUCCUUAUUCGUGUUGUCUGUGUGUACCUGUAAUCCCCUUUUACUGUCACUUCUCUCUUCGUUUAGCAAAAACUCCCUUCUGUAAUGGCGCUCAUAUCACAACUCGUUUCGAAUGCAACUGUUCUCGGUUCUUGUUCCGACUUUUC